AUGGCCCUCUCACAGUUCAGAAAAUUGGACGUAAAGUCCAUGAAACAGUUAUUCGAAGAAAAAGAGCGUAAAAACAGGCAACGCGCAGAGCAGAAGCGUCGACACGAGCGCGAAGAGCAGCAGCAGCAGCAGAAACAAGCGCAACUCCCAUCAACGGCCCUUGCAACACUACUUGGACAGACCGUUGGAGUUCUGGAUGCGACAGGGGCCCAGACCACAAGCUGGACAAGCGCCGACCCUUUCGCUAGCAUUGGCAACCUUGACUUUGAUUCCGGUGAGAAUCUUGGAAUCGGCGAAGCGUACACACAAUGCGACUUCGCGUCCUUGGGGUCCACAGAACCGCCUUGUGAGAUCGGUGGUAUCCUAUCGACAAUGCCAAAACCCACAUUUGCAGACGAUAUCAACUCACAUUCGCCAUUUGGUUGUCUUGCGCACCCCUUCCUGCUCAGCCUUCCACAAAACGAGCCCCUCAUGACGAGGCAAAUCCAUCUUCGGCUGAGGAACUGUCAUUGGCUCUUGACCUAG
Messenger RNA from Colletotrichum destructivum, 525 nucleotides. RefSeq lists its product as uncharacterized. NCBI's taxonomy places the organism in Eukaryota, Fungi, Ascomycota, Sordariomycetes, Glomerellales, Glomerellaceae. The record is from RefSeq and is a predicted model, not a curated record. The coding region runs from base 1 to 525 and encodes 174 amino acids. The transcript is spliced from 2 exons.